AGCGUGCCCGACGCCGGCGCUUCGAGGGCGGGAUCCGCCCUGUGCGGUCAAGUCGCCACCAUCUCUCUUCUUCUGUCCCUGCAUCCGCUCUCUCCUUGUUCUAGCGCCUGAAGCAGGUGGUUGGCUUCGAACCGUCAUCGGCCGCUCUCGCGUCCUUCUCUCUUCUCACAGCCCUCGCCCAGCGAGCCCUUUCCUUUAGCUUCCUUCUCUUCAUCCUAUUUACGCAGCCAUGGGUGCCUGCAUGUCCAGUGGUCCCGUAGAUGUCUCCGAGGACGACAAGAGGCGGCACAGAGAGGCUGAGAAGAGUCUCCGAGAGGCAAAGGCACGGCUGUCCAAGCAGGUCAAGGUGCUCCUGCUGGGCUCCGGAGACUCGGGCAAGUCGACCAUCCUGAAGCAGAUGCGCCUCAUCCACCGCGUCCCCUUCUCGUCACAGGAGGUCGAGUCGUACCGCCAGCUCGUCUUCAACAACCUCACCCACGGCAUCAAGUAUGUCAUCGACGCCAUGGAGGAGAUGGAGCUCACGGUCCUCCCCGAGAAUGAAGACAACGUGCAGAUGGUCAUUGACGCGGCUGACCUCAAGGACGGCGAGCCCUUCCCGAACGACUACUACGAGCCUCUGAAGAGGCUAUGGGAGGACCCGAGCGUUCAGAAAGCAUGGGAGCGCGGGAACGAGGCUGCGUUGCCGGACAACUUGGUGUACUAUUUUAGCGACCUUGAUCGGCUGUUCGACCCCUCGUAUAUACCGAACGAGCAGGACAUCGUUCAGGCCCGUGCACGCACGAUCGGUAUUACGGAGACGAUGUUCUCACUAAGGGAUCACGAGAUGCUCAUGGUGGACGUCGGUGGGCAGAAGAGCGAGCGACGGAAGUGGAUCCACUGCUUCCAGGAUGUCACCAGCAUUCUGUUCCUGGUCAGUCUUAGUGGGUACGAUCAAUGUCUUGUAGAAGACAGAGAUGCGAAUCAAAUGCAAGACGCAAUGACGAUUUGGGACUCGAUUUGCCAUUCGCAAUGGUUCAAGAACACGUCUAUCAUCCUGUUCCUCAACAAGAACGAUCUGUUCGAGAAGAAGGUUAUUCACUCAGACAUUCGGAGUUUCUUUCCCGACUAUGACGGACCAUCCGAUGACGCGGCUGCAGGACGAGAAUACUUCAAGAAGCGAUUCGCACGGCUGGCACAAAAAGCGAACCAAAAGGAGCGCGAAGUGUACAUCCACACGACGACCGCAACAGACACCGAAAUGCUAAGAGUAGUCAUGGCCGCAGUAGAAGGUGCGUGCGUUUUUGCCAUUUCGCCGGUCCAUACUAAUCAUGAUUUUCCCUCCAGAGUGAGUGUUUCGUUCUGUUCUCGUCCCCGCAAAUCCCCCUUUCGUGCGCUCUUCCCUGGACCAAUGCUUAAUAUCCUUCCCUUCCCACUGCGACACAUCAGCAUCAUCCUUCGCCAAAGCCUGCAAACUGCGGCUCUCAUCUAG
Molecule: messenger RNA, 1468 nt
Organism: Fomitopsis serialis
Lineage: Eukaryota; Fungi; Basidiomycota; Agaricomycetes; Polyporales; Fomitopsidaceae
Product: heterotrimeric G protein alpha subunit 4
Exons: 9
Coding region: 230-1468 (412 amino acids)
Biological process (GO): G protein-coupled receptor signaling pathway
Cellular component (GO): heterotrimeric G-protein complex
Molecular function (GO): GTPase activity; guanyl nucleotide binding; G-protein beta/gamma-subunit complex binding
Source: RefSeq, a predicted model, not a curated record